GUGCCACUUGUACCAUCAAGAUCAAGAUCAAGAUACGAUAAUAUGGCCAAAACAAUCUGGUAACGCUGAAUUGUGAGAACAAAAUGUAAACAACUUUAGCGGAAUACAAAAGAACUCCAGAUUUUUUCAAUUUUACGGCUUGUUUUAUUGAUCUAUAAGAUGCAGAUGUUAGAGGAAUAUGGGAAAGAGGGUCCCAUUCGAGGCAUCUUCCUAGCUGAGUUCCACCACAUAGCCGGCCCCAAGAUCAUGCACCAACAUCCUGAAGGCUGCAUCAGCAAGGAGAUAUUUGAUGCAGUCUCAGUGUUCAUCAUCCCCAAGCCGCAGGUGCUGAAGCGUAUUGUAACAUUCAACGUCCUGGGAGUCAAGAUCACAGGCUACCCCAAUGAAAUCCGCAGCCCAAGUUAUAAGCGCAAUGCUCUCAUCUUCAACCUGGCCUUCGUGUGCGAGUCCUCGGCCCGCACUGUGCAUUACGAGCCGGCUGUUAAGAAGUUGUCUGAAUACCUGGAAAAUCUUGAACUGGAGGAUGGCUUCUUGUCAUCACCGAGUGGCCGUGCGCGUAUCCCGGCUCUCCUGCGGCAGGUACUCGUGGAUCUAAACAAGAGUGGACACUGCACCGUCACCAUAACCUUGGGGGGUGGCGAGGGGGAGCGGCGGCCCAGCCAACUGAUGCGGCACAACACCACAGAUGGCAGCACCCCUCCCCAGCGGCGCCUCAGCCUCUACAGUGACCAGCGGCCGUCUGAGGCGACCUUCAGGGGCUACAGGAAGUCAUCCGUGUCUGAAGCCAAGAGCCGCAGGAGGUCGUCUGACAGCACCACCACCUCUGUCCUGCAUCUCAAGGUGGUGAGGCUGUGGCCCGACCCCCUGCAGGUUGAGGAUCACCACGUUCCGGUCCUCAUCUCGGAAAGGGUGUAUAGCCGGGGGGACCACUGGGAUCUUACUACGCAACAGAUUCUUCCCUACAUUGAUGGGUUCUCACAUGUUGCCAAGAUUGCUGCUGCGGCUGAUGUCGAUAAUAAUUUAGUGAAGGCGUGCGUGGAGAACCUUCUUUACUACGAGCAAGUGCGCCUGCUGCCGAUCUUUCAGUAUUCCAAUGUGUACGUGGUGACCUCUGGCAUCCGGCACCUUUACGAGGACCCAGAACUGCAGGAGGAGUGCCGAAGGACAGUCAGCAAGCACUGUGCCUCCAGACCGCAGCUGUGCCAGAUACUAGAGAUUUACUGCAGCAUGACAUAUGGGGUCAGCGUGCGAGGCUUGUGCAUCCGUUACAACCCACAGGUCCUUAACAUUGACGAACGGAGGCUGGUGCAGUUCGGCCUGACAAACAAGCUGAUCCGGCGUCUGCACCAGUACCCCCUCCUGGUGCCGCCCGAGGACCCACACCACACCCCCAGCAAGCACAAUGCCAUCCACGCCCUCUGCAGCGGCCAGCAUAACUUUGACGAGAUCUGCUGCCGCCUCGGACUGACUUUCAAAGAGCUCAGUGAUAUCGUAGAGAGAGAUCCCAACAUCCGAGUGCUGUGGAAGUGAUCUGUGGGGUCCUGUGGGGCUGUGGCUGUGGUAGGGGGAAGGUAAGGUGUGUGGGUAAGGAAGGAAGAGAUGGUUGUGUAGUGCUGUGAUGUGUGAAGUCAGGUUUGGGUGUUGGAGGGAGGGUGUACUGUGGUGGAAGUGAUGUGAUGGGUGAUGGAGGGAGGGUUUGCUGUGGUGGAAGUGACAUGAGGGGUCCUGUGGCUGUGGUGUGGGAAGGUAAGGUUUGUGGGAGUGAGGGAAGGGCUGUGUGAUGCUGUGUUGGGUGAGGGAGGGAGAGAUAGAUGUGUGGUGCUGUGAUGGGGGGUGAGAGAUGAGACAAGGGUUGUGUGUAAUACAUUCUGAGUUCCUAUACUUGUGAUAUAAAUAGUGGCACAUUAUUUCAAGGUUCUCAAGCGUAGACUGGUCAAAUCCCGAAUAACUUGAUCAGAACCGGAGACAUAAAUAAAACACAAAGCCUACAAAUGAUCUCUUUCUUUGUUUCAUUGCAGCUUUACAUAUUUGUCAGUGUAUUUUGACAGAGGGAGAGAAAAAGAGAAAGAGAGAGAGUGUUAGAGACAUAAUUAAGGUAAAAGUGGAAGGAGGAGGAGCAGAUAAUGAAAAGAGGAAGACCAACAUUAUAAAGUCACUAACUGAGCAAACAAAUGUACAUGAACACAAACAACAAACAAUUCCUGCUGAGUGGAUGAGUGACACACAUAACACAAGACACAACAGCCAUUGACUUAAUGAAAAAUGGCUCAACCUUUUGAAUUAGAAAAAUAUGUUGACUUAUCAGUUAUAAAAAUGGCUUUGGACGAACAACCUUUUAAGUUAGCGUAGAAAAAUAUGUAUAUUUAUCGACAUUGUGAAAAAUGGCUCUGAACAGACGACGUUAAUUACCUUUGAGAAAUAACUAUCUAUCAAUAUUAUAAAAGUGCAUUAGGAGAGACAAACAUUCAAAACACCAAGUAGAAAACGAAAGAAUUUAGACACUCCUGGCCACACCCUGAAUGCAAAGAGAAGCAUCACAACCCCUCUAGCUUUACACAAUAAACACAACACCAAAGACACCCACAAAAAAAUUAAAAAUUCACCGUUUGAUACUGGCUAACCUGUAUAUUCACCCAUGUAUACACAAACACCCAAACAUUUACCCGAACACACACACACACGCACACCCUAGUACACUGACCUCACUAUGUACAGCCGUCACAAGUUACAUACUAACAUUUACUAACCCUACCCUUGUUUUCUAAUUUUCUUCCCUUAAUCCCUGAUCUGGCGGGGGUCUGAGGUUUGGCAACGUGUGGGUGGACUUGUCAGGGCUUCAGGACUUCAGGGUAAGGGACAGAAUGUGGGUGAAUACAGGAUAUUUGGAGUUUUCAUUCACUUUUGUCUAAACAUACCUGAGAUUCUUGUUGAAGGUAAAUUAAUAGGGGAUUGUAAGAAUGGGAUAUAAUAAUUUAAUCUACAGAACCUUAAGAUUUCAUUCAAGAUGGAUAACGUCAAGAUAGGCAUGUGUUGGAAGCAGACAUCCUAUUUGCACUAAUAAUUUGAACUAUAGAGCCUUAAGAUUUCAUUACAGAUAGCUAAGGUGAAGAUAAACUGUUGUCUUUUGUGCUAAAUUGCUGUCUUUUGUGCUAAACUGCUGUCUUUUGUGCUAAACUUGUCUUUCUGGUGAUAGGGCAGUACUGGGCUGUGUGUGAGGAAGACAGUGCUAGUGUUGAUCAUUUGAACCAUACAGCCUUACAAAUGUAAUCACAGGUAGCUAAAACAAAGACAGAACAUUAAUAUCUUGAUGAAAACAGACCAUAGAAAUUUAAUUAAAGAUAGCCAAGGUUAUGAUAAAGCAUCUUUCCAACAACAGGGCACAGUACAGUAGAGACGUCACAGUAUCUGCCCUUGUAACCUGAACAUAACCAAACUUAAUGACAGAUAGGAUAAAACACUAAUACCUUACCAACGACUGGCAGAACACCUUUUUUGAGACAUAAUAUAGAGUCUGACAUGAAGAUCUAAGCACAAGAUAAGGCACAGAUCCCCAUACUAUUGAUAAACACCCCAAAUGUCAGCUUAGAAUAUAGUCCUGUAAUGGGUGGAGUCUGUGAUGCUGUAUUGAAUCAAGGACCCACUUUUCAGAAACAUGGGUCACCUGGAUUCGCCUCCUCCUGCCCAGGGUGUUGUGGGAGCCAUCACCGCCGCCCACCACCAGCUUGGCAUUACGCACGCUGGGCACCACAGAGGCACCACACAGCUCCAGCAGCUCCUGUGUGGUGGAGAGAUGCAUUUAGUCAUAGUUUGUUAGGUACUGGCUGUGAGGAGAUACAUUUAGUCAUAGUUUCUUAGACACUCCUUACCUUGAGCUGGGCUGCUGGGGGGGAGCUGCCAUCCAGCACACACACCCCCCCCACCUUGGAGAACAGAGUGUGUUGGUACGAACUGCCCUGUGCCUCACGUUGCUGCCGACAUGCCUGUUAGGGCCAGUUAGUGUUAAGUUAAGGUUUUUUUUAGGGAGUGUGGUGAACUUAAUGGUAAAUACAUAAGGUUAAGAUAAGAAUAUAAACCUGUCUUAUCUGAGAAUAUGUUAAAGAAAUGUUAUUGUUGAAGUUAGAUUAGGUUAGGUUAAUUUUUUUCUAUAUUUGAGUUGUUUUUUUUUUUUAUUUAUUUAUUUAUUUAUUUUUUUGCUGUGGUGUGGUUAGUCUGCGGUGGUUUUGUAUUGCUGGGCUUAGGUUAGUUUUUUCUUUCUUUUUUUUUAAUUGAGGGGUGGGUGAAGUGUCAGUUUAGGGUCGUUUUGUUUUUUGUUUUUUUGGCGUUGGGUUGCGUUGCAUUUUGAUAAUGUUGGUGCUUGUUGUUAUUAUUAUUAUUAUUAUUGUUGUUGUUGUUGUUGUUGUUGUUGUUGUUGUUGUGUUUAAUUAAUUUUAGUCAUCAUUAUUUUUCUUUCUUUUUCUCAUGAAUCUAUUUUUUGUUAGUUCGUUCGUUCGUUUGUUAGCCCAUAAUUAUUACUGAUAUUAUUCUCUUUACGUACGGAUGCUUAAAAAAUGUUCUUGUAUUGCCAUUAUCAUUGAUCAAGAUUCCUUUAAAUGUUUGUUUGUUUUUCUUGCUUUUUUAUCUGCUGUCAUUGCUCAAUUAUUCCACUGCACAUAAUAGGAAAUUUUAUAGUGUAUAUAUUUUCUUAUGUAAAUGUAACAAUGCCUAUAAUUUUCUAUAAAUAUAUAUGAAACUGCUCUAGUCAGACA
Scylla paramamosain (green mud crab) is the source of this 4745-nucleotide messenger RNA. RefSeq names its product GATOR complex protein NPRL2-like (gene Nprl2). Gene Ontology annotation, molecular function: GTPase activator activity. Bases 160 to 1530 code for a protein of 456 amino acids. NCBI's taxonomy places the organism in Eukaryota, Metazoa, Arthropoda, Malacostraca, Decapoda, Portunidae. The transcript has 8 exons. Gene Ontology annotation, cellular component: GATOR1 complex; vacuolar membrane. Gene Ontology annotation, biological process: negative regulation of TORC1 signaling; cellular response to amino acid starvation; positive regulation of autophagy. The record is from RefSeq and is a predicted model, not a curated record.